AUGGCUCUGGCUCAGGGCUCAGGCUCAGGCUCAGUGUCAGGGCUCAGGCUCAGGGUCAGGCUCAGGGCUCAGGCUCAGGGCUCAGGCUCAGUGUCAGGGCUCAGGGUCAUUGUUAGGGCUCAGGCUCAGGGUCAGCGCUCUGUCUCAGGGACAGGCUCAGGGUUAGGCUCAGGAAUCAGGCUCAGGGCUCAGGCUCAGGGCUCAGGCUUAGGGUCAGGGCUCAGGCUCAGUGUCAGGGCUCAAGCUCAGGGUCAGGGUCAGAGCUCAGGUUUAGGGUCAGGGCUCAGGCUCAAUGUCAGGGCUCAGGCUCAGGGUCAGGGUCGGGGCUCAGGCUUAGGUUCAGGGCUCAGGCUCAGUGUCAGGGCUCAGGGUCAGGCUCAGGGCUCAGGCUCAGUGUCAGGGCUCAGGCUCAGGGCUCAGGCUCAGGGUCAGGCUCAGGGUCAGGCUCGAGGCUCAGGGUCAGGCUCAGGCUAA
Messenger RNA from Scylla paramamosain (green mud crab), 474 nucleotides. RefSeq names its product putative per-hexamer repeat protein 5. The transcript has a single exon. The coding region runs from base 1 to 474 and encodes 157 amino acids. Lineage: Eukaryota; Metazoa; Arthropoda; Malacostraca; Decapoda; Portunidae. The record is from RefSeq and is a predicted model, not a curated record.